Molecule: messenger RNA, 1734 nt
Organism: Cuscuta campestris
Lineage: Eukaryota; Viridiplantae; Streptophyta; Magnoliopsida; Solanales; Convolvulaceae
Source: the annotation of a GenBank genome assembly
AUCAAGGGAACCCUAGCUGGACAGUGAGAGAAAGAGAGCGUUGGAUUUCGCCGGCCGGAGAAUAGAAAAUCCUCAACCCACGACGGCACGAUGCAUCUCCAUGAAAUUCAGACUCUGUGAUCAGGAACGGAGAAUAUAGAUUCCUCUACCCACUGCCCAACUCAGUUUGAAAAAGAACAAUAACCAGUAGCCUACAGCGAGGAAGGCUUAAACCAAGUGCUGUCUUCCUCAAAAUUGAAUCAGGUCAACCUUGAAAUGCAGAAAUCAGGAAACGCCAAGAGGGAAAUGACUCUGCCAAGCAAAGCUGCAUCUGAUUUCAAAUUCAACAGCGGUGCAAAAUCCGAAGAAGACGAAGAUGUCACCAUCUUUUUCCGUUUGCAUCGACAAAUCUUUGAUUAUACAAAAGACGUUGCAACCCUUGAAGACAAGUGGUUUUCUAUUUCAACACGGCACGCGUCUCCCCAUAAAGAUGGAGAUAAAUUCCUCCCCCCGAUCACUAGGGAGCCAGAUCAACAGUAUUACGAUUUUUGUCCUACUCCUCCAUUUGCCGUAGGGCCUUAUCUAUUCACCAUCCGUGUUGUAGACGACGAGACGGAUGAAGACGCAAUUUCACGGCGUGUGUUCUAUCUUGACACGCGAAAUAUCAAGGAUGGGUGGAAGGAAGCUCCUCGCCCGCAGGGUAUUGAAACCUGCAAUUACUGCUUCUUUCAGGCCAAUGACAAUAUUUAUGCACUGGGAGUCUUUGAGGAAUUCUUGUUCGACUUAAAGUGUCUUGAUUGCCAUGAAUUGAGUAAAGGCUGGCAGUCCUUAUCUUCCAUUAGUGAUGAACUCUCAGACUCCCCGCUCGGCUUUUGCCUCUAUGCAUUCAAACUUGAAUAUGCAACUACUGCCGAGCCUGCUACUAGUAAAAUUUGUCAUGCUACGCGUGCCGUGAUUUUCUUAUUGGGCAGACGGAUUUCCUAUGAUUUUGAGAGCAAUAGUUUUGAUGUGUCUGAGUCGCACAUUGGGCACAAGUUUUACUGCAGAGGUGUUGGUGUUGGGGAUUUGAUUUACUUUUUGCGUGAUAAUCAACCAAAUAAAAGAGCCAUCCUCAUGGCCUACAAUGACCGUCUCCACAAAUGGUACCCAACUCCAGUUCUUGGUUUGGACAACUCUAAUCAUGCUUUGCCAGUGGGCUAUAAACUAUAUCGACGUUUUAUAGUGGAAUAUCCCCCUGCAAAAUUGUUGGUCAUACGCGAAGGACGUCUCUGUAUUCUUUGGGCUGAUAUUCGCUCUGAUGUCACUCAAAUUCACUGUACCAAAUUUAAUGUUCACGUGAAAGAUGAGCAACCACAUGCUGUUAAUGUGUCCACCCAAGUGUACAGAGUCAAGGGUUUUCAUACUGAAAAUUUAGAGGCCGUUUUUAGUAGCAGCGAGACGAUACGGCAAUUCCUGGAAAGAGAAAGCUCACAGGCUGGUAGGCCGUCCGAGAGCCAGCCCGGUAAAGCGCAUAAAGGCAAAGGCGUGAGAAGGCAAUGCAAUGGGUCAAGCUAGACGGCGACUAUGAAUCAAUAGAUGGUAGCGUUCACGUCCCGUGUCUCUAUUAAAUAUGAAUUCGUAAGGUAAUCAUAAUUCAAGUGAUGUGAACGAAUGAUAUGUAAUUAUGUUCAACCCGUAGCGUUCGAUGCGUUGAGGAUCUCAUUAGACAUUAGGAGCGGGGGUGAAUUUGGCGUCUCCUCUAUUAGUUAAUCACUU